This is a messenger RNA of Archocentrus centrarchus (flier cichlid), 4385 nucleotides long. Its product is annotated as connector enhancer of kinase suppressor of ras 3-like. The transcript has 21 exons. Gene Ontology annotation, biological process: regulation of signal transduction. Gene Ontology annotation, molecular function: protein binding. The coding region runs from base 191 to 2935 and encodes 914 amino acids. The record is from RefSeq and is a predicted model, not a curated record. Lineage: Eukaryota; Metazoa; Chordata; Actinopteri; Cichliformes; Cichlidae. Gene Ontology annotation, cellular component: membrane; cytoplasm.
UCCGCGGAUCCGCGUGCAGUCAGUCCGUCAGUGAGCGGCGGGCUGGUGGUCUGUUGCUUUUCCGUCUGUUUCUGUCCUGUCGCGGACUUCCUGCGUUCUUCUAUGUGAGAUAAUCAUGUCCGAUUAACGGAGUCUUGGCGCUCGUUGUGGAGAGAUAAAUUAAACGCCGGUGGCCCCAGCCCUUUGGAAGAUGGAAGCCGUGAGCAAGUGGAGCCCGCAACAAGUGGUGGAAUGGAUGAGAGGUCUGGACGACAGCCUGCAGCAGUACAUCCCCUCCUUCCAACAGCUGCAGGUGGACGGGGAGAAGCUGCUCAGGAUGUCCCACCAGGAGCUGCUGCCUCUGGGCGUGGCGAGGGUCGGACAUCAGGAGCUGAUCCUGGAGGCCGUGGAUCUGCUCUGCGCUCUGAACUACGGGGUGGAGUCGGACAACCUGAAGACUUUGGUGGGGAAGAUGAGAACAGCGCACCACAACCUGAGCAGCGCCGUGACGCAGCGCAGGAUGAACCCCGCCUACCACAGCAAGAACUCCCAUCAGCCCUCCAACGAAUUCCUCACCGCCGUGGUUGAACUGAUCGGAGUUGCCAAGAAUCUGCUGGCCUGGCUGGACAGGACUCCUCUGACGAGUGCCAAUGACUUCACCUCAACCAAACGCAAGAUCAUCCAGCUGUGUCUGGAGCUCACCUCCACCGUCCAGAAGGACUGCACUGUUUAUGAGAUGGAGGAAAGGAUUCUGGAAGUGUCUCAAGCGCUCAACGGCAUCUGUGAGAAGACGGUCCAGGCGACCUCUGACCCCUCAAAGAGGGAGCUCUCCUGUUUGGAGGAGGUUCACAUCACCAACGUCAAGCCUGGGGAGGGAUUGGGGAUUUACAUCAAAUCCACCUACGAUGGACUUCACGUCAUCACGGGAACAACAGAGAAUUCUCCUGCAGAUAAAACCCAGAGGAUUCACGCUGGAGAUGAAGUCAUUCAGGUCAACAAGCAGACAGUGGUGGGCUGGCAGUUAAAGCACCUGGUGGACAAGUUGAGGGCGGAGUCAGGAGGAGUCGUCUUGAUGCUGAAGAAGAGGCCGUCCGGACCUCCUGGCGGCUUCGCACCGGCUCCGCUGAAAAACCUGCGCUGGAGGCCGCCGCUCGUACAGACCUCACAGGGAGCUCCGGGUCUCUACAAAUCCCAUCAGUCAGAAACCUCAGACGCUCUUGGAAAGAGGGGGAAGACAGCCAUCUUGGAUUUGUACAUCCCUCCUCCCCCAGCAGCGCCUUAUGUCCCGCUAGUUGGGAACACAAACUUGCCCCCAGGUGUGAAAAUGCGACCCAAGUCUCCGAACUCGUACCUGGACACCGAUGUGCGGCGGCGGCGCUUCACGGUUGCUGAGGAAAACCGGACGUCUGCCAUGCCUCCAGAUGAAUCCAGCCAUCCAAUCCCAGUGCGCCUCAGACAGCGCUCCUCCUCACGCUGUAAACCCCGACCUGUCUCUAUGCCUGUGGAGUCAUUUUCAGGUGUGUCUGACCCGCUCUCCAGGCCUAGUGCUCAGGGAAGGAAAGGUAAGAACAUCCUGCACAGGUAUCAGAGUAACGAGGGCAUCAGCAUCAUCACAGAGGAGGAGCCGUGUUUCCCUCUGCCGUACCGAGGUCACCCGUCUGUCCGCGGCAUCGACCACAUCAGGGGCAGUCAGUGCUUCAUCAGCGCCGACCUGCACAACAGCGCCACCAUACCUUACCAGGAAGUGGGGUCCAAAAAGUCUUCUGCCUCCACCUCCGCUGCGGUCUCUCCUGCUAAGGGUGUAGCCAAACAGUCCACGUCGCUGCUCGGCGGCUGGCUGGCUCGACUCAAGCUUCUCAGGUUAUCUGCAGCCAUGAGUCGGCGGAGGAUUUCAGUUAAAGACCUGGGAGUGGUGGACUGUGAGGGCUGGCUGCACCGCAAGAAGGAGAGCCGCAGCUUCCUGGGAAGCAGAUGGAAGAGAUACUGGUUUGUCCUGAAGGGGAGUUCUCUGUACUGGUACAGUGACAAGAUGGCUGAGAAAGCUGAUGGAUUCAUCAACCUGUCGGGCUUCACCAUCGAGCAGGCCAAAGCUUCCAGGAAGAAACAUGUCAUAACAGCCAGUCAUCCUCAUGUAGUGACCAUUAUUAUUAGUGCUGAGACCUACAAGGAAAUGAAUAAAUGGAUCAGUAAAAUGACAGAAGCAGCUGAACUAAAUGAGGCGUCCAACAGUGAAGAGCGUUACAGCGAGGAUAGCGAUCGGGACGAAGAGGAGGGCACACCUUUUUGUUCUCUUGACCCUCAACUGGACUCAGUAGACUCCCAAAAUAGAAACUGUCUUCAGCCUCCCUGGGAGUCUGUAUCCUGCACCUCACUCCCCACCGUCGCCACACCCAUCACUGAAAGCAGAAAUAGAACCACCUCGGCGGGAAGCACUUGGAGCAGAAACCGAAGAAGACGCCCAGUGUCUGAUGGUGGCAGUCUGUCCUGGUUGGACCUCCCCGGGCAGGAUGAAGGCAGCAGAGCACAGACUCCUCCUCUGAUUCAUGUCAAAGAAGAAAAAGAGGAGAGGACAGUCCAGGAGAAUCCACCUGAUGAGAUGGAGAGCCUCUACAACCACCUGAAAGCAGCUAGCCUGUCUCCGACUGGACAGACCUGUCAGAGGGACUUCAGAGCAUCGUUUAUCCGGCGAUGUAAGAAUGAAAAAGUCAACGAAAAGGUUCACCUGCUCCGGAUCCUCAAGAGCACAUUAAAAGCCAAAGAGUCAGAGAUGCUGGCUUUGGAGCAAAUCCUGAAUGAACCGAAUCUCACUGCGCUCACAUACAGGGAGUGGAGAAAGUCCAACACCAUCCUGCUGGAGGAUAUCGUGCAGAACAACCAGAGGGUGCCACAAAACUCCGCCGGGAGAGCAUCUGAGAUCUCAGACCUGCUCCGUACAGUAACGUUUUCAGAUUUAUGAAGUCUGACGGACAUUGAAACAUCACCCUGAAGUGAGAGGCUGGUUCAUACGCUGGAUCGAGUGACAAGUUUACUCGAGGUCACUGUUACCUUUUAAAAUGUGUUUCAUCUUACUUCGACCCCCAGCCUUAUUCACUCCACAGACCGGGACAUUUGCAGGUCUUUAACAAACACUGCUGAUUUCAAGCAAAAACUUUCAUUUAAUUAACUUUGAUUUUUAGUGGUCAUUUUGCUUUGUUUGUGGUGGUAUUUUUAUAUAUAAUUUAUGUUUAUAUUAUUUAAAAAGAGCCAACCCCGCCCCCCACCAAGUAGGUUGUGUAAUUUUUUGUGUUUGUUUCUUUAGCAGGAUUACUGCAAAGGUAAUGGAUUUGCAUGAUGUGUAUAAAUAUUGUUCUUGAUCCAGGAACAUUUAGGAGGAUUCUUUACAGCUGGCGAAACUUUUCAUAUUUAAAUGGGUCAAAUUUGGUAGACAUUAACUUGAUGUUGUAAAUAAAAUAUCACAGCUGAUCUGGAUCCAGGAGCUGAGUUCACGCCUGGUGUUAAAUGUGGUGCAUCUCAAUAAUCAGCAGUGUUACUCUCAAAGUGUUGAUGCUUCUGUUGUGUGACGAAGGCUAAAGCAGUGAUUUUACAGUAGCUUAUGAAUUCUACCUCUCAACUAGUUCACUGCAGUGUCUGCUGGAGGAAAAAAAUGCCGUUAAAGCAGAUGCCAGGUUUGAUCAAAGUGCAUUUAAGGGUUACUACAAAUCAGUUUGCAUUGGUUUUCUCAGCAUUAAUUACUUUUUAUGUCUAGGUAUAUGAUGCUUUCUCCUCAGGACUCGUGCAUGUUAAGUUUUUCUCCAUCUGUGUGUAGCUAUUGAAUAUAAAUCAGUGGUGAGAACAGUAAUCUUUUACUCCUUUUCCAGUGAUACUUUAACUAAACUAGAACCAUUUUCACACAUUUCCACCAAAGGAAAGGACAGGUGCUGGUGCCAGAAAAUUAAACAUUCGGUUCUUAAACUGGUGUAAAUGUGGGAACAGGUUCCCCAAAAGCCACAUUUCCAUUAGUAUCUACUCAGCGCGGGUUGACUUGGCUUGGCACAGUCGUGUUGUGUUUCCAUUGCAAUUGAGGACCACCUCAGUGUGGGUGGAGUCGAUAUAGCAGAGCGGCCUGUAGUGUCUUGAUGUAACUUGUAUGCGGCUCACAACACAACAAUGAAUGACAUAGAGGUAAGCUAACAGCUAAUGCCAGUUUAAUAUCGUUAUCAUGCAUAAGUCCCCCAUGCAAUGUUUUAAUGGAUGAAGGUUAUCAUUAAGUAUAACUCUAUACCACAAAGUGCCACCAUACACGGACUUCCAGCAACAAUUACCAUAAUAACACCACAGUAAUACCCUAUAUUGGUUGUGAAGUGCAGUUUCUCAGCUUUCAGAAACUGAGUUUUUCUGAUAGGACAAACGGUCGCGUCAUUACGGUA